This is a messenger RNA of Ahaetulla prasina, 5890 nucleotides long. RefSeq names its product protein phosphatase 4 regulatory subunit 3A (gene PPP4R3A). Gene Ontology annotation, biological process: DNA damage response; protein dephosphorylation. Lineage: Eukaryota; Metazoa; Chordata; Lepidosauria; Squamata; Colubridae. Gene Ontology annotation, molecular function: protein phosphatase activator activity. Gene Ontology annotation, cellular component: protein phosphatase 4 complex; nucleoplasm. The transcript has 14 exons. The coding region runs from base 1263 to 3554 and encodes 763 amino acids. The record is from RefSeq and is a predicted model, not a curated record.
AGCUUUCCUGACGGCUGCGGGCCCUUUAAAUGUUGGCGCCCGGCCCCUGCUGCGAUCGGCUGGGAGACCCCGUAGCUCCAGUGAGAGGUGAAACCAAGAUGGCGGCCGCAUAGUGACUGAGGCUCAGACAGAAGGACACGGGACGGCCGCCGCUUCAGCCAUCCUCCCCACCCGCGGAGCGGAUUCGCUUCUUUGCCGGGUGCACGGAAGGGCUCCGGAGGCGUGAAAGGGACGAGGGAGCUUGGCGGGAGUGCCGGCAGCAUCCGGAAGAACGAGCGCAGGAAGAACAUGGCGGCGGCGGCGGUGGCAUCGCGUUGAGAGUGCAGUCAUCGCUGCUCGUGAGGGGGAAGAUCGCGCCACAGGAGAGGGGCGCCCACGCCGCGUGCCAUUCCGCCCCACGCGGGCACCUUCCUCUCCACGGCCCCGUCCCGGCAAGCGCGGCGUCCCCCGCGGCCCCCUUUUAGGUCGUGGCCUUCCCUGGGAAGAAGGGGCGGUUCCGUCUCGGUCCCUUCGCCUGGCUAACGGAGCGCGAGGAAAGGGGCUUCGGGCCUAGCAGCGCCUUGCACAAUAGGCCUGGUCGAAGGGGGGAUUUGACCCCCUUUCCCCCUGCUUCCCCGUUCCCCUCCGCUGGCCUCUUCGCCCCCUUCUCCUAAGGAUGCCCCGGCAGUAUCCGCGGAUUUGCCUCCCCGUCCCCGUGGCGUUUUUACGUCUCCUUUUGAAGGCUUUUUGCAGGGCCAGCUAAUCCUUCCCACUUUUCCUGUCACGGGCCUGUUUCCCACUUGCUGCUUUUCGGUUCACCUCGUCUGCCCCCUAACCAGCAUUAGCCGUCUGCACUGGUGAAUUAUUGGUUUUUGUUUUUUUUUUGUUUUGUUUUUUUGUUUGCUUUGAAUCGCCUAGAUUCCUCUUUAACUGUUCCCAUUUUCAUCGCCCUCUUUUCAUUUUCUCCUGGUGUUUCUUCUGUUCCUUCUCUUUGAAAUCUUGACGUUUUUAUUUCCUGUUUUUCCCCUUUUCUACAAAGCUACCAUUUUGACAGAAAAAAACUUCUGUUCCUCCCCUGGUAGCCUUGCCUCCUGUUUUAAGCUGCCCCCCUUUUGGGGUGAUGAGGCAGUUAUUUUAACAGUACCGAUAAAAAGAUCUGUUUGGGGUAUUGUGUGGGACUCUUGCUCCGUUUUCUGCUCCCCUUAAUUGAGGGGGGCAAAGCCCCCCCAUCACAGCUUUUCUUGAUAGACUAUCACAGACCCUUGUGGUUUGGAAAAGGCAGAAUGACCGAUACUCGGAGGAGAGUGAAGGUUUAUACAUUAAAUGAAGACAGACAGUGGGAUGAUCGGGGCACUGGACAUGUGUCCUCUGGCUAUGUGGAAAGGCUGAAGGGCAUGUCCCUGCUUGUCAGGGCAGAAAGUGAUGGUUCUCUACUUUUGGAGUCCAAAAUCAACCCUAAUACUGCCUAUCAGAAGCAACAGGACACGCUGAUUGUGUGGUCUGAAGCAGAGAACUAUGACCUGGCUCUUAGCUUUCAAGAAAAGGCUGGCUGUGAUGAAAUAUGGGAAAAAAUAUGUCAGGUUCAGGGAAAAGACCCUUCAGUGGACAUUACUCAGGAUCUUGUGGAUGAAUCUGAAGAGGAACGUUUUGAUGAUAUGUCAUCUCCAGGUCUAGAGUUACCAUCCUGUGAAUUAAAUCGAUUAGAAGAGAUUGCAGAACUUGUGGCAUCUUCACUGCCUUCCCCAUUGCGGCGUGAAAAACUUGCUUUAGCACUUGAAAAUGAGGGCUACAUAAAAAAACUCUUAGAAAUUUUUCAUGUGUGUGAGGACUUGGAAAAUACUGAAGGACUACAUCAUUUGUAUGAAAUUAUUAAGGGAAUCUUCCUCUUGAAUAGAACUGCACUUUUUGAAGUCAUGUUUUCUGAAGAAUGUAUAAUGGAUGUAAUUGGAUGUCUAGAAUAUGAUCCUUCUUUAUCACAGUCACGGAAACACAGGGAAUUUCUGACAAAAACUGCAAAAUUUAAAGAAGUUAUUCCAAUAUCUGAUCCGGAGCUGAAACAAAAAAUACACCAGACAUACAGAGUACAAUAUAUUCAAGAUAUGGUUCUACCUACUCCUUCAGUAUUUGAGGAAAACAUGUUGUCUACUCUUCAUUCAUUCAUAUUUUUUAAUAAAGUAGAAAUAGUUGGUAUGUUACAGGAAGAUGAAAAAUUCUUAACAGACCUAUUUGCACAACUUACAGAUGAAGCUACAGAUGAAGAGAAAAGACAGGAAUUGGUAAAUUUCCUUAAAGAGUUUUGUGCAUUUUCUCAAACAUUACAACCUCAAAACCGUGAUGCUUUUUUCAAAACGUUGUCAAAUAUGGGCAUACUUCCAGCACUAGAAGUCAUACUAGGCAUGGAUGAUGCCCAAGUACGUAGUGCGGCUACUGAUAUAUUCUCAUAUUUAGUUGAAUAUAACCCAUCUAUGGUACGAGAAUUUGUCAUGCAAGAAGCUCAGCAGAAUGAUGAUGAUAUCUUGCUCAUUAACCUCAUCAUAGAACACAUGAUUUGUGAUACAGAUCCAGAACUUGGAGGAGCAGUCCAGUUGAUGGGCCUAUUACGUACUUUGGUGGAUCCAGAAAACAUGCUAGCUACUGCAAAUAAAACAGAAAAGACAGAAUUCUUGGGAUUCUUUUAUAAACACUGUAUGCAUGUUCUCACUGCACCAUUACUGGCCAAUACUACAGAGGAAAAGCCUAGCAAAGGUGCCCUACGUUUUAAAAGAAAGAUAAUUGGAUUGAAAGAUGAAUUUUACAAUCGCUAUAUAAUGAAAAGUUUUUUGUUUGAACCAGUAGUCAAAGCAUUUCUCAACAAUGGAUCCCGCUAUAAUCUAAUGAAUUCUGCUAUUAUAGAAAUGUUUGAAUUUAUUAGAGUGGAAGACAUAAAAUCCUUAACAGCUCAUGUAAUUGAGAAUUAUUGGAAGGCACUAGAAGAUGUAGAAUAUGUACAGACUUUCAAAGGUUUGAAAUUACGUUAUGAGCAACAAAGGGAAAGACAAGAUAAUCCCAAACUUGACAGCAUGCGAUCCAUCUUAAGAAACCAUAGAUACCGAAGGGAUGCAAGGACCUUGGAGGAUGAAGAAGAAAUGUGGUUUAACACUGAUGAAGAUGAUAUGGAAGAUGGAGAGGUAGUGGUGCCACCCGCUGAUAAAAGUAAAAAUGAUGAAGAUAUUAUGGAUCCUAUAAGUAAAUUUAUGGAAAGAAAAAAAUUUAAAGAAAAUGAAGAAAAGGAGGUCCUUCUGAAAACUAACAUUUCUGGUCGCCAGAGUCCAAGUUUUAAACUUUCCUUCUCAAGUGGUACAAAGACUAACCUCACCAGCCAGUCAUCAGCAAGUAAUUUGCCUGGUUCUCCUGGAUCUCCAGGAUCUCCUGGGUCACCAGGAUCUCCCGGAUCAGUUUCUAAAAGCACAUCUCAGAUGGCAGCUAUAACUACAAAGAGAGGACUAGUUGGGCUCGUAGAUUAUCCUGAUGACGAUGAGGAAGAGGAUGAAGAAACUCUACCUUUGACACAGAAAGCAAAGUUAGAGUCUUCAUAAUGACAAGUAUGAAGACCAGUAUGGAUUAUGAUAUAAACUAGGUUUCCGGAUUUCCAGAGUGGGAAGUCCAUAUUAAUAAUAAACUAAAGAAUUACUGUGUAUAACACAGAUCAACUUUAAAACAGAUUCUGCUAAUGAGUGCCAAUUUGGCGGAGCAGAAGAAGAGGAAAUACUACGCUUUAUGGAAAAACAUGCCUUUGACCUCUCCAGCUUGGACCACACAUUGCCCUUUUCUCAGGGAAGGAAAUGGAAAAUACAACGCCAACAGGGCAGGAGUUUUGAUGGUGGAAUUCUGGAUGGGCUGUUCAGUUGUUACAAUCAGAUUAUGAUUUCUUGGACCAUGUACAAGAUUUUGAAGAAAAGGCUUUUCUGCCAUAAUUCUUCAUUAACUAAGAAUGCCAGCAGUUUCUUUAUAUAAAGAGACCUGCCUUUAAAACCACACAUUCUGAACAUUUUAGUCAAACUUCAACAGAUUUUAAAAACAAAAAACUUUUCGGGGAGGGCUCAACAUGUUUCCUCUUUUUUAAUCUGUUCCCUUUUGCCCUUUAAACUGCAGAUUUUUGUUUGGAUAUGAGGGAUAUAUCUAUCCCUUAAUUAAAAGAUUGAAUGGAAUUCUAGAUGUCACUUUUAUGUCAUAAUUUUAUUUUUAUUUUGCCCCGAGUGUAUGCUUGGUUGUUGAGUAUAUAUUUGGGACCAUUAAAAUUUUUUGAUGUAAUAUAAUCUCACUGUUGUGCUGGUACCUGUUUCAUAUGUGUAAUUCUGUUCUACAUCACAUUUCCUAAUGUGUUUAGAAUUUUAUGGGAGAUGGUAUAGUUUUUAUUGAAAAAGAGCAAAUUAAUCUUGCCACAAUGUGCAUACAAAAGCAAUACUAUUUUGUGACUAAAUAUUUUAUAUUAAACUUUACAUCAUCAACUGUCUUGAAACAAUUCAGGGAAAUAGGUUGAUUUUUUUUUUUACCAGAAAAAUACUUUUUAAGUAAUCUAUAAAUAUGAAAUUAGUAUUCCAAAGAGAUUUUGAAAUUUCUUAACUCGGAACAUACUGGUAUGUUUAAAUUCAAUUUAAAGUGGUUAUAAAGAGUACAGUCAUACUAACACAUUUGAAUUUUGAAAAUAAAAAAAAUUAAAAUUAAGGAUUACAGCAUUAGUGGUAUUUUUUAAAAGUGAUUCCCUUUGGAAUACCAGUUUUAAUUUGCACAUUAUUCUGGGCUUAUGACAUUUUUAUGAGAAUUUAAUUAAACUCAUUCUUGGUAAGAAAGUAAGUUAUUCUAGAGAGGAAAUAGUUAUCAUUGCCUUAUUGCAUACUAGACUAAUAUCCCAAUUAAAAAACUGUUAUAUAGAUUUUAUUUGAAUGCACUUAGAUCCUAGUCAUCAAAAUACAGCAAUUUUUCUGUAAAAGUGCAUGUUUCAAGUAUGAUUUAUAUCCAGUUUCCUCAAUCCUUCACAGUUUAAAAGACUUAUUCUUCAGGUUAAAACUUCGGAUAAAAUUCCAAUGCCCAAAUAUUGUGCUUUACAAAAUUGUCUUGGGUUUUUUAGAUGUAUUAGCUGCAAAUUUGUAUUAGAUAUAUUUCCUGUUUAUCCUAAUAACUUAGUUAUCCACCAAUCCACCAGGGAAUAAGGAGAUGUCUAUGUUGUUGCUUCCAGUGAUUUACUAUCCAUACCAUGGAUAAUUGUGUGCAGUGGUUGAUGGCAAGCACAGGACUGUGUUAUUGCUAAAUUAACUUUUUCCUAAUUUUAUCUACUCAAUGACAAUCAUCUUCUUGUCCUCAUGAGAUACUUACAUAUAGGUCAGGAAGCCAUGGUAUGGUCAAAACAUGAAACUGAAACAGACUGCUUCCAGAUUGGUAGAGGAGCAUGACAAGGCUGUGUACUCUUUCCUUAUUUAUUCAAUUUACAUGCUGAAGCUGGAUUGGAAGAUGAACAUUGCAUGCAAUUUACAUGGGCACAAGUUAGACUAUGUUUCUCCAUCUAUGAUACUGCCCUUAUCCUAGUCCAACAUUUAGGUCAUCUUAUGUCAAAUCUUCACAUUCCAGAAAGUAACAAGUUUCAUGCUUCAUAUAUCACAGAGCAAGGAAUCUAAACUUUGUUUAAUUACAUCUUCCUCCAAGGAUGCCAUACCAGCUUUGAAAAUCAUUGAGCGAUUCCUAAAAUGUGCUUGUAUUUUAGGACAGAAUACAGGUAAUCCUUGCUUACCAAACACAUUUGGGACUGGCAGUUCCAUUGCUAAGUGCUACAGUUGCCAAGCAAAAAAAAUCACAUGAUUGUACUGGACUUAUGACACUAGAGAGAGUAUUUGUAGCUUGGGUUGUAGGUUGUGGCAGGCAUUUGUUCUCCAAGCUU